AGGCUGAAGAGGAAAAAUAAGAAGAGGAGGAGGCUGAAGAGGGAGGAGGAUAGGCUGAAGAGGGAGGAGGAUAGGCUGAAGAGGGAGGAGGAGGAGAAGAAGAAAAGAAAGAAGAGAAGAAGAAGGAGGGGGAGGAGGCUGAAGAGGAAGAGACUUCGUUACUUAUGGCUGACAAUUUACACCACCGAAGAUAAACCAUCAAAUAAAUUGGACUGA
Messenger RNA from Octopus sinensis (East Asian common octopus), 216 nucleotides. Its product is annotated as beta-mannosyltransferase 3-like. The transcript has 3 exons. The annotation marks the transcript as partial. The record is from RefSeq and is a predicted model, not a curated record. Lineage: Eukaryota; Metazoa; Mollusca; Cephalopoda; Octopoda; Octopodidae.